AUGGCCAGCUACGGUGCGCGGCAGGAUGAUUUGCUGUCAUUUUUGCCUGAUCAGGAUGAUCUGUUGGCCAACCGGCUCGGGACCGUGAUCGGUGCGUUCGGGAACACCCUGUCCCAGCUCCUGUUCGGCUCGAAUGACGUCAGCACGGACGUGACGUUCUGGUGUGCGACCAUCAAUCAACCGGAGUACGUCCAGACGUACGUGGACGACCCGCUGCUGGCGCAGAAGUUGGACCCUUCGAAACCGAUCCUCCUGCUGGCGCACGGCUGGACCGACAACGUUAACCGGACCUGGGUGAAGCAGACCGUCGCCGACUACAUCCGGCUGAUCGGUGGCAACAUCUGUGCGGUCGACUGGAGCCCACUGGCGCUGGUCGAGUACAAUCUGGCGGCGCGCAACACACCGAAGGUGGGCCGCUACCUGGGCAAGUUCGUCCAGUCGUUGCUGGGGCGGGGCUUCAACAUCAACCAGGUGACGCUGGUAGGGCACAGUAUGGGGGCACACAUUGCCGGCAUCGCGGGCGCCUACCUUGGCGGCCAGGUCCCGAGCGUGAUCGGCUUGGAUCCGGCCGGGCCGGGCUUCACCAAGCCGAUCCCGGUUCCGGUCGACCGGCGGCUCGAUCGCACCGAUGGCCGCUUCGUCCAGGCGAUCCACACCGACAAGAGCAUCAUCGGGACGUCGAUGAACCUGGGCCACGAGGACUACUACGCGAAUAGUGGCGCGAGCCCGCAGCCCGGCUGUGAGUUCCCGCUCGUCAACAACGACACCACCAAAGCAUACCUGCAAUUCAUCUGCAGCCACUUCAAGGCGGUUGAGUACUUCCGGGCAUCGCUGGAUCGCCAGAACGUGUUCGAGGGUACGGCCUGCGCGUCCUACUACAACUACAAGCGCAACGACUGUGGCCCGACCGGCCGGGCCCGGGACGACUUCGGGCUGUUCAACAGCGGGACCGCCACCGGGUCGCUGUUUGUCGCGAUCGACAAAACGGUCUACCCGUACGCCCGGACAGCCUCACGGAGUGCCGGCAAAUAA
Molecule: messenger RNA, 1032 nt
Organism: Anopheles cruzii
Lineage: Eukaryota; Metazoa; Arthropoda; Insecta; Diptera; Culicidae
Product: phospholipase A1 member A
Exons: 4
Coding region: 1-1032 (343 amino acids)
Molecular function (GO): lipase activity
Source: RefSeq, a predicted model, not a curated record